Danio rerio (zebrafish) is the source of this 2572-nucleotide messenger RNA. The record is from RefSeq and is a predicted model, not a curated record. Lineage: Eukaryota; Metazoa; Chordata; Actinopteri; Cypriniformes; Danionidae.
AAGAACAUGUUUUUUUUAUUUCUUUUGAUCCAUUUGAAGGAUUUACGCGUGUGGAGGUGUCUUCGCUAUAGGCGGUGUGUAGAAAAUACAGUGGUUUAUCUCGUUUGUCACACUAUCAUUUAUCACGAGCUGUCAAUGCAGUUUCCUAGUAAAGGCAGUUCUGCGUAUUUUGCCGUGUCUUAAAAGCUGCCUUUGUUUUUAUUCCUCAUGCACGUGCGCAAUCGGCUACUCACACUGUAGAGGGACGUCUGUGAUGUUUUGAAGAUUAAAAAGAUGUGGAGACGUGUUAUUACGUUUACUUAAUUAUAUUAAAAGCUAGAACAGAAAACUAAUUAUAAGUGCUUAACCCUGACCUUUGGAUUAUUCAGUGAAGAUGUGCACUGCCAUUUAAUGAGUUUUUCCAAAUAAGCAAUUAUAAAUGAGCUACAGGGGUGAAUCACUGUCAUAUGCGUGCACCACCCUCCCGAGGUGACAGCAGACAGACUGUAAAUUAUAAAGGAUUUACGGGACAUGAACAAAUUUGAGAUCGGCUCAGCCAAAUAAAAUCCACGGACGCUGUGGAAGACUUCUCACAUGUUUUGGUUGAUUGUAAGAGUCAGUCGUCUCUGAGGGAUAAUUAUAGACAUUGACUGGAUGCAGAACGCGGUUCUCCAAUGACCUGUCACUCAUCCGACUCCACGGAAAGCAUCGAGAAUGAAAGGAGAUCGCAAUCCGAAACCCAAGUCGCCGACACCGAGCAGAGUCGCAUUGCCACUGCCAUGAGAGACCUUAAAAACACUGCAGGCUGGUAUUGGGGCAGCCUGACAGCCAAUGAAGCCAAGGAGAUCCUGCAGGACACGUCGGAGGGGACGUUUCUCGUCCGGGACAGCUCUCAGAGGGACUACCUCUUCACCAUCUCCGCCAUGACAUCUGCGGGACCGACCAACCUGCGGAUCGAAUACAAGGACGGCAAGUUCAAGCUGGACUCUGUGGUGCUGGUCAAACCCAAACUCAAGCAGUUCGACAGCGUGGUGCAUCUCGUGGAGCAUUACGUGCAGCUGUCCCGGACGUCUUGUAAAGGCAGGACUAACCAAAUCGCCCCGUCCAAUGGUACCGUGCAGCUGCUUCUCACGACUCCGGUGUACACGGCCACGCCGUCCCUGCAGCACCUGUGCCGUAUUGCCAUCAAUAAAACCACACGACGGGUACAAGAACUUCCUUUGCCCAACCGGCUGAAGGAUUACCUGACAGACUACACUUAUAAUGUAUAGAACCGAUGGACAACCGUGACCACAAGUGCUGAACUUCUAUUGAUCAUAGAUCCAAUGUAAAUGGGGUGCUGAAGUCUUGUUUAGGAUCAUUUGCCUGCGAUCCCUCUUCGUGUGCCCAAGGACUACUUUAAAGUACUUAAGAGUGAGCGGUCUGUCAUUAUUGUUUACCCUCAUGUCAUUCCAAACCUUCUUUCUUCUGGUAAACUAUAUGUCCACGAUAGUCAAUGGAAUCAAACACACAGCACUAGAUUGCUCUGACUUUCAUUGAAUUUGCUAAAUUUUUUCCAAUUUCUCAUGUUUGGGAUGUCAACAGGGCGAGUAAAUAAUGACAGAGGUUGUAUUUCUGGUGAACUAUCCCAUUAGUGCGCAGAACAUCCUAACUAAUGUUAAGUGUUCUUUAUUGAGCACUUAACAAGUUUAUGGCCUGUAGGUAUUCUGCAGUCAGUUUUAAACGAGUGAGUGAGCAGUAUAAGCUAGGCGCUGCCUACACUGAAACCUGUGGGUUAGGGAAAUCUGUAGGUUACAGCCACCAGAUAAACAAAGUGUGGCCAUGCAUCUCUUUUACAGGACGAGUUCACCCUCAAAUAGGAAAAAGUCAAUCCAAACUCAAUUUUCUUUCUUCUGUGGAGCACAAAAACUCUUCUGUGUUUUUUUCUUCAUUUAUUAAAAUUAAUGGAUGGAAAGGGACUGUCUUAGGAGCCGUUUACAUAUUUAUGCCCGAAAAGGUAGCAAUGUUCAUACAAGUUCUCCCUUUUUUUUCAAAUCACUCAAGAUCUUGAGCUCCUGUGGUGUCUGCCAUUGCAGUCCAAUCUCAUGAGGAAACAUAACAAUUUGACAAAUUGUCAGAUAUGAUUUCAUUAUUAUGAAAAGUAUAGAUUUUAAAAGGAGCAGUGCCUCCAGAUCCUACCACUAAACCCAACCAUCAUAUAUGGGGAUAUGCAAAUUGUAUUAAAAUGUACUAAUGGGAUCAUACAAAUUAGCCACUAAAUUGCGUUGCCCAUUGGCAACCAUAAGCUGCACUCUCCAUUAACAUCAGUGAUAAGUUUAAUGAUUGUAGGAUAAUGCCAUGCAGUAUUACUAUCCACUUAAUACUGUGCACUUGUUAUCUAUUCAUGCCAGGCUGAAACCAGAAAAAAUGUAUGCGCUUUGAUUAUUCAUUAUUGCACACUUUGGGGGCCUGAAAAUGCAAACUUGGGAAAAUAGGUUUAAGUGCAAAAGUAACAACAGUUGGGUUUCCAUCACCCUGUAUUAAUGUGCAGUUUGAUGGACCAUGUGUGAAAUCAGUCUUAGAAAUACCAAAUUUUAAAUAAAAAUCAGCCAAA